Messenger RNA from Brassica napus (rape), 1763 nucleotides. RefSeq names its product protein TIC 214-like. The transcript has a single exon. Gene Ontology annotation, cellular component: membrane. NCBI's taxonomy places the organism in Eukaryota, Viridiplantae, Streptophyta, Magnoliopsida, Brassicales, Brassicaceae. The coding region runs from base 1 to 1143 and encodes 380 amino acids. The record is from RefSeq and is a predicted model, not a curated record.
AUGUCACAAUAUUUUUUUUAUACAUGCCAAAGUGAUGGAAAAGAACGAAUAUCUUUUACAUAUCCCCCCAACCUUUCAACUUUUUUUGAAAUGAUACAAAAAAAGAUCCCUUCAUUUACAACAGAAAAAAAAACCUCGGAUCAAGUUUAUACUUGUUGGAGUUUGGUCAAUGAAGAAAAAAAGGAAAAUUUAAAAAACGAAUUUUUAAAUAGAAUUGAAGCUUUAGAUAAAAAAGGGUCUAUUGAAAAUAUACUGGAAAAAACAACUCGAUUUUGUCAUAACGAAACUCAAAAAGAAUAUUUACCUAAAAUUUAUGAUCCAUUUUUACAUGGGAUUUCGCGCGGAAGAAUCAAAAAAUUAUCUCCGUUCCAAAUCAUAACCAAAACCUAUAAAAAAAAGAAUAUAAGAGGAUCUUGGAUAAACAAAAUUCAUGCUAUACUUCUGAAGAUUAAUUCUCAAAAAUUUGAGCAAACAAUAGAAAAAUUUAAAAGAAAGUCUUUAUCAAUAGAGAAAAAACUUUAUUUUUUUUCCGAACCCCAAGAAGAAAAAAUUCAGUCAGAAGAAGAAAUAAAAAUUUUCAAAAUUUUAUUUGAUGUCGUUAUAAUUUAUAAUAAUGAUCAAACUCUUAUAAAAAAUUUUAUUGAUUUCCAUGAAAUCAAUAAACAAGUUCCUCAAUGGUCAUACAAAUUAACAAGUGAAUUGGAAGAAUUGGAAGCUGAAACUGAAGAAAAUAUACCAACCGAACCUGGAAUUCGUUCAAGAAAAGCAAAACGUGUAGUGGUUUUUACUGAUUUAAAAGAACCGCAUAACGAGAUUUAUACUAAUCUCAAAGAUAAUCAAAAUUCUGAUCAAACAGAUGAAAUGGCUUUGAUCCGUUAUUCACAACAAUCUGAUUUUCGUCGAGAGAUAAUUAAAGGAUCCAUGCGUUCCCAAAGGCGUAAAACUGUUAUUUGGGAAUUUUUGCAAGCAAAAGCACAUUCGCCCCUUUUUUUUGAUAGAAUAGAUAAAUUUUUUUUUUUUUCGUUUGAUAUAUGGGGGCUAAAAAAAAAAUUCUUAGAAAUUUCAUGUGGAAAAAAAAAAUUUUUUGAUAAAAACGAAGAAGAACAAGAAGAACAAUCAAAAAAGAAGAACAAAGACGUAUAGAAAUUGCGGAAACUUGGGAUAGCUUCUUAUUUGCUCAAAUAAUAAGAGGUUUUAUUUUAGUAACUCAAUCUAUUCUUAGAAAAUAUAUUAUAUUACCUUUAUUGAUAAUAAUUAAAAAUAGCAUCCGUAUCGUAUUAUUUCAACUUCCCGAGUGGGAAGAGGAUUUAAAGGAGUGGAAACGUGAAAUGCAUGUUAAAUGUACUUAUAAUGGGGUUCAACUAUCCGAAACAGAAUUUCCACGAAACUGGUUAACGGAUGGUAUUCAGAUAAAAAUCCUAUUUCCGUUUUAUCUUAAACCUUGGCAUAAAUAUAAAUUUCAAUCAUCUCAGAAGGCUCGACUAAAAAAAACAAAAGGAGAAAAAAAUGAUUUUCGUUUUUUAACAGUUUGGGGGCUGGAAACUGACCUACCUUUUGGUUCUACCAAACCAAAGCCUUCUUUUUUUAAACCUAUUUUUAAAGAAUUAAAAAAAAGAAUCAAAAAAUCCAAAACGAAGUCUUUUCCGGUUUUAAGGAUUUUCAAAGAAAGAGCAACAAUUUUCCUAAAAGUCGAAAAAGAAAUUAAAAACUGGAUUAUAAAAAACUUGCUUUUUCUAAAAGAAAAAAAAAAAAACCUUUCAAAA